UCAGCCUGAAAAGAGACAGGAUUCCCAGUGCCCCGCCGUCCGUGCAGAGCAAAGCCCACAGUCCUAUCAACCCUCCCUCUGCUUCAGGAGAUGCUAUUAUCAAUAAUGAGAGCCUGAGAACCGAGUGGUCACCAAUCAGCAAGCUGACAGAAAUCCCCAGAAACCAAGCGAACUUGAAGAUUGAUUGAAGACCCAAGUAGUUUACAAAUGGAACAAAAAGGUUAGUCAGUGAUACACAACCUACUGACGGGUUGCUGGAGAGCAGCCAACAAAACCCAGUUAGACUCUGCAGUCACCAGUUCUGAAAUAAGAAUGGCGAUAUCGAAUUGCUGUGUGCUAAUGCUGCUCUGGAUCUGCCUGUUGGAGCUCAGCCUGAUGUCCCCCCUGUCAAAUAGGACUGCUAUUGAGGAAGAGGAUGGAGUGCCAGUGACGCCUGAGGAUGACAAGCUUUCUGUUUUGCACCGGUCCAAACGUGGCUGGAUGUGGAAUCAGUUCUUUUUGCUGGAGGAGUACACUGGGGCAGAGCCACAGUACGUGGGCAAGCUUCACUCUGAUGUUGAUAAAGGAGAUGGCACUCUUAAAUACAUUUUGUCAGGUGAUGGAGCUGGAACAGUAUUCACCAUUGAUGAGAACACUGGGGAUAUUCACGCUCUAAAGAAAAUGGACCGCGAGGAGAAAUCUUUUUACACAUUGCGUGCCCAAGCUAUUGAAAGACGGACUGGGAGGCCUGUGGAACCAGAAUCUGAAUUUAUUAUCAAGAUCCAUGAUAUUAAUGACAACGAACCAAAGUUUUCAAAGGAAUUGUAUAUGGCCACUGUUCCUGAAAUGUCUGAUGUUGGUACCUCUGUAAUUCAAGUGAUAGCUACUGAUGCUGAUGACCCUACCUACGGGUACAGUGCCAGGGUGGCAUACAGUAUCUUACAAGGGCAGCCUUACUUCUCAGUGGAAUCAGAUACAGGUAUUAUUCGGACAGCUUUACCAAACAUGGACAGAGAAGCAAAGGAGCAGUAUCAAGUGAUCAUCCAGGCAAAGGACAUGGGUGGACAGAUGGGAGGAUUAUCAGGCACAACGUCUGUAAACAUCACCCUCACUGAUGUCAAUGACAAUCCUCCCAGAUUUCCUCAAAGUGUAUACCAAAUGACUGUCAAGGAGUCUUCCCAAGAAGGCACGGCUGUCGGCAGAAUUAAAGCUUAUGAUGCAGAUAUUGGAGAGAAUGCAGAAAUAACUUAUCAGAUCAUUGACGGAGAUGGCAUGAAUAUGUUUGACAUUACUACAGACAAGGCCACACAAGAGGGUGUCGUGCUUGUCAAAAAGAUGUUGGACUACGAGAGCAAGAAAAGCUAUACCUUAAAGGUCGAGGCAAUGAACAGUCGACUUGAUCCACGGUUCCUUUACCUGGGUCCGUACAAAGACACAGCCACUGUGAGGAUUGCUGUUGAAGAUGUGGAUGAGCCUCCGGUGUUCAGUAGACCAUUUUACAUGUUAGAUGUAUAUGAAGACAUUGAUGUGGGGACUAUCAUCGGUACCAUAACUGCACAGGAUCCUGACGCAUCUCAUAGCUUGAUUAGUUACUCAAUUGAUCGACAUACUGAUUUGGACAGAUAUUUCAACAUAAACUCCGCCAAUGGAUCAAUUGUAACUUUGAAACCUCUUGACCGGGAAGAAAUGCCAUGGCAUAAUAUUACCGUCAUAGCAACCGAGACAGUUUUGGAAAAUUCAAGGCAAACGAGCCGCGUGCCAGUUUUAAUCAAGGUUUUAGACGUCAAUGAUAAUGCUCCCGAGUUUCCCAUGGUUUAUGAAACUUUUGUCUGUGAAAAUGCAAAGACUGGCCAGCUGAUACAAACUGUUGGAGCUGUGGAUAAGGACUCACCACCAAGUGGAUCCAGAUUCUUCUUUAGCUUGGCUCCAGAAUCUGCAAACAAUCCCAAUUUCACAGUUCUGGAUAAUGAAGAUAACACAGCUGGAAUUCUAACCAGGAGAGGUGGAUUUCGUCGUCAAGACAUGAGCACCUAUCUUCUGCCUGUCCUCAUUGCUGACAAGGAGUAUCCCAUACAGAGCAGCACGAAUACCUUGCUGAUCAGAGUGUGUGCCUGUGACAGUGACGGGACUAUGCAAUCUUGUAAUACUGAAGCAAUAAUCCUUCCUCCUGGCCUCAGCACAGGAGCCCUUAUAGCCAUUCUGCUCUGUAUCAUCAUUCUGCUCGUUAUUGUCGUGCUCUUUGCUGCCAUGAGAAAACAGAGAAAGAAGGAGCCUCUCAUUAUUUCCAAAGAGGAUAUCCGCGACAACAUUGUCAGCUACAAUGAUGAAGGAGGUGGUGAGGAGGACACACAGGCCUUUGACAUCAGCACACUGAGAAACCCAGAGGUAAUCGAAGACACUCAGCUACGCAGAGACAUUAAACCAGAAAACUUUCUUCUCCCACGACCAGCUCCAACCAUACCAGAUAACACCGACGUCAGAGAUUUCAUUAACCAGAGGUUAAAGGAGAAUGACACAGACCCAGGAGCACCUCCUUAUGAUUCUCUGGCAACGUACGCCUACGAAGGGAAUGGGUCCAUCGCUGAGUCUCUCAGUUCCUUAGAAUCAGUUACCACAGAGACAGACCAGGAUUACGAUUACUUGAGUGACUGGGGACCAAGGUUCAAAAAACUGUCAGACAUGUAUGGAGGAGAGGACAGUGAUAGAGACUCUUAGCAAGGGAACAAAAAAAACCAUCCCUUUAAAUUCAGCUAUCAAAAAAAAUGUGUUGCUGUGUAAACACAAGGGGCCAUUUUUCAAAACCUAUCCCAAUAAGCAAACAUUUAUUGUGAACUGUUGGACUUUAUUCCAUAUAAUUCAUGGUCUCAGAAUGGUUCCAGUGUGAUAUGUGUGUCAUUUACCCUGCAUUUAUUGAGUGCCCACAAGAACCCGACUCAGUGUCUAUGGGAAUUUAUACCGUAAUUAUAUGCCUACACUAGCCACUGGUGCACUAGUGGAGACACAGGUUAUGUUGCUCAUUCUGUUUCUCAUAUAGGAAUAUUUCACAGGUAAUACUGUCUGCACAGAGGAAUAGAAAAUGUGUUAAAAUAGGGAUGUGCAUAGAGCAAGUUCUUGAAAAUGGCCUGAGGCAAAUGUUUGAUGGUUUUUGUGGAAGAUCUAAGUUGGAGCCAAACAUUAGACCACAAAUGCAUGGUUCAGGUUUGAAGACACAUUUGGGCUGCUCUCCUCACGUUAUGUGGAUGCAGGACAGGAGCUGCUUGCAGGAGAAGAGGAGAACCGUAUAUUCACAGGAGUGGUUAUACAUGCAACAAGUUGUGUCCAUUGAGCUGCAUGUGAAAACGUGCAUCACAACAACAUAUGCUUGCUGAGGAGGUGAAAGGUUAUAAGAUUUACACUCACGCCAUUGAACUACAAGCCUCGGCCUACUCAGAAACUUGCUGGAUUCCCCGAGGUUUAUUUACAGCCUUAGACCCUAAAGCCUGCUGGCCAGCACAUCCCUUUGGUAAAAUUAGUAAAUUAGAUGUUUGAGCUGAACAUGUGGUUGAGUCAACUGUUUCUUUCACAAUGUACUGUACUGUAACUUAGAUUCAGUAUACAAAGAUGCAUACAUAUUGUAUGCAGAGCUGUAUUAUGUAGUGUCGAUGUGAAUCACUACAGGUACGUCUUAAAACAGAGUUAAUCUGCUUGGUGUUGUUGACAGUUUGAUGCUGCAGCGGUUUUCGAAGCUGCACACCUUCCCGUAAUGAAACAUCGUUCUCUUUUAUUUACUUGUCCGAAACGUUGCAAAGUUAAAAUCACUUCAGAACUUUGAAUUCCCGAGGAAGCACCAGUAACUUUUCUCACUACCGAGUGCUGCUAGCUGUGGAAAGUGUUGCAGAAUGUACCGACACAGAUUCAGCUCUUCCAAUUCAGAGUGAAACCACAUCAGCACCGUGAACUGUCAGAAUGCAAUACUCCCAGAGGCAAUUAAACCCAGUCAUCCCACAGACACAUAACUGACCAAUCUUCCUGACAAUACAUUCUGAGGGGGAAGGGGGAUAUUUUUACGUGGCUUCAGCAUCACAACGACUUGUAAAAGAGCGGCAUGUUAAAGGUCUUCGGUCUAUGGAAUUACUUAAGAUCAGAAACACCAGGUCAGAUCUGACCUGCUCGCUCUAGGCUGUGAGCAGUAUUUUUUUCAAAAUAAAGGCACCAGUUGGGUACUUAGAUAAAUCCAGUGCAUGGUUCACUGUUGGAAAAAAUUGUUUAAAUCUAGACAUGUCAGUGCGCUUUGAAGAAUUGACUCCAAAGAGAUAAGUUGACAAAUUCUAGUUUUGACCGAUAAAAUAUAUUGAUGAAAGCUAGGAUUCCCAGCCCAUAAUCAAUGUCAGGAGUACAAAAUCUUGAAGUUAUCUUUUGUAACUUUUAAUUAAUAUGAUUUUUUGGGGGAAGGCUUAGAAAGCCACCAGAUUUCUACCUGUGUCCACUCAGCAACUGGAAGCAUUGCCUUGUUCAAGUGAAGGUUAGCAAGCUCUUGCAUUUUCCAUUUUUAAUUUUUUGCACGUUAUUGAGGGAUGUAUAAGUGAAACCCAUGAUGGGGCAGUUUCCUUGCUGGCACAGAUAACACACUGGGUUCUGUUCCACCAACUUGGAAAUGUAAGUGCCGACCUGAUAGAAAUAAACAACAAAAACUACAUUCAAUGCUAUUCAUUCAAAAUGCAAUGGAAGUGCAGGAUGCUGAAACAUUCUAAUGUUUUCUGAAUAUAGCCAUUAAAUUUACUGGCAUUGUCAAUACUCAGCAUUAAUCAUUGGAAGAAUAUUCAACAUAUUUCAAAGACUAUUUUUGUUUAGAUCCACUUGCUAUUAUUCCUUAACCCUAACCCAUCACGUGAUCUUUGCACCAACUAAAGUAUAAUCAUACAAUUAUGUUUAAGGCACUGUAUUUCUGUAAUCAGGUCCUAAUGAUGCAGCAGGAACUGUCUGCAUUAAUCUUAUAAACCUGUAAGAUCAGACUUCUCAUUUGCAAUAAUACUGCCAGAUUCUUUGGCUCAGUCUUACAUGCACCAUUGAGGAUUUGGUCAUGUGAGAGGUAAAUGCAAAAACAAACAACAGAAUUAAUUUUUUUUUAAACUUCAAAAUUCCCUGCAGUCCCCUGUUCUUGCUAAAGAUGUUCAGCAUCAGACUUUACUCCUUUAAUGGUAACCAGAGACUUGGAUAAUGGGGAUUUCUGACAUUUGACUGCUACUAGGCAGUUUGUGACUUGAAUCUGAGUGCAGAUAAACAAUCCCUGCUCAAGAAUGAAUAACUUUCAACCUGCAUCUGAGGAGAGAUACUCAAACCAAUAAGUAAAAACAAAAUGUUAAAAUCCUUUAGUCGAUAAAUCUUGCUUGUUUAUGUGCAUUCACAACUCCAGCUCAAGUCUUGGGCAAACAAGUUAAGGGAUUUUAUGAAAUUUCCACUUACCUUGCCUGUUUGCAAAUAGGACACAGCUUUAACCUGGCUGAGCAAAGAAAGUCCUGUCUUUCCAUCUUCGCAAUGCUUGGGCUAAAAACAUGAGGAACAUCACUCGACCCAAAACAUUAACUCUGAUUUCUCUCCACAGAUGUUGCCAGACCUGCUGAACUUUUCCAGCAAUUUCUGCUUUUGUUUCUUAUUUACAGCAUCUGCAUUUCUUUCGGUUUUUAUUUAAUAUGUAACACCUGAGUUGGGAGAAGUGAAUCCCUUCCCAUCUUUUUCAGCUGAGAAGCCAAAGCUACUCAGCAGUUUCCCAGGGAUUGUUGCAAUAAAAUCAGUCGGAAGAGUAAAUAUUUGUUACGUUUUUUUUGGCUUUUUUGUCUGUUAUGUGGCGUGUGGCAGUUAUUUGCUACUCCAAAGGUGCAUUUUAUCUAAUCUUUAGGAUUCAUACCCUUCAGUUUAAAUUUUAAACAAAUUAACUUACGGCAAGUGAAAAACGAAGUAAGGUGAGCUCCAAAAGAAAAAACUCAACUCAGCAAGUCGUAAGUUAAUGAAUAUAGAAGUUCAGUAAUUUAAAUCUUUAACAGCAGCAGUUUAAUAAAUAGCUUAGUCAGGCUAUCUAUCAGUGGACUAGUGUACUGACCAAAUGUAUUUUUAGAUACUUGCUUAAUUGUAGGAUGGUCCUUAAGGUGUAUACAGAUGAUCCAUUAAAUACUGAUGCAUCAGAGUCUCCCUGAAGCCAGAUAUUGUUCAGAAGGCAAGUGUGGAAGUCUUAGCUGGGUUAUUCUAUGUUGAUAGGGAAUCAAUAGUUCAGAGAAGAUCGUGUAUCAAGAAGAAUGGAUGGAAUUGUGGAAGUAAUCCAAAGAACAUGGAAUUCCAUUUAAUUAAAAUGGACCAGUUCUUAUUCAGUCACCAUAGGGAAGAGGCCCUGGUUGGGAAAUAAUGUGAACAUUGAAUGUAGUAGCAUUAUUGCUAACCCAGCAUGUCGAGUGUUAGCAUUGAUAGAGUGGUAUCAAACAGCAGCAACCAUUAUAUUCCAUGUCCUGCCAUUGCAUAUACACUAUUCCCUUGACUGGAAUGUAGGUUUUGAUGACAGGAUCAGUUUGCAGCACCUCUUAGUAACAGAAUAAAGGUCACACAAAGCACUCAUUCUCAUCUGAGGCUCUUUUGUGAAAUAGCAUGAAAGGUUAUCAAGCCACCAGGAGAUUGAGAGCUUAAAGCUAAAGCUUUGCAAAUAUCCCACAUUUACACGAGAAUCUUGAUCAGAUAGGAAAACAGUAACUAACCCUUACCAACAUUCCAGUACAUGCAUUAUUUGUAUCUUCUUUUGCCAAAUUAUUCUAAUAAUAUUUGAAUUAGCAUUACAGUUUGAUUACACUUCUUGUAAAUGUUGAAAAAUAGCAACUGAACCAAUCGUGAAAGAAAUGUAUUCUGUAUCCUUUGGCUUUAUUUCAAUCAUGUAUUAUUAUUGUGUUAUUUCAAAAUUCAUAACUGGACUAAUUAUCCAGUUAGGGUUAGCCUAGACAAUCUUAAGACUAAUUAAUGUUUGUGUAAUGAAAUUAGGAGACACUUGCUUGAGUCAUUUGGGCACUGAAUGUUUGAAGUUUGUUCAAUUGAAAAUCACAGUCUAAUCCAGUACAAAAAAAGUAAACAGUAUGAAAGCAGUGAUUUAAAUCCUUGCAAAGGAAGAAAGAAUCAAUUUCUUUACUUGUCACUUAGCAGAAUGUUGUAGCUUUUUGGAUGGCUGGUACAAAGAAGGGUUGCCCCUCACAGAAUUGAUCUACGGCUGAUAUAAAUAGCUACAUGAUAUGUGAAUGAAGGGCAAUGGUUUCAUUCUUAUAGGCUGCAUCCAGGUCCUUACAUUAAUGCUUCCACUUCCCAAAAAGGAGAAACCAGUAAAACUGCUGAAUGAUGCAUAGUGGUCGGACUCAUCUUCUACAUUUCUAAAUGGAGCUCCAGUAAGGCCAGUAUGCUCAUUUCCAGGUAUUACUGUUGUCUUUUUUAACUUCUUCCCUCUAGGUUACACUUGCUAGUUAUCCACCUUGCUUGGAAAUCUAAAGAGAACAUGGAUCAGAAAUCUCCAAAUAGAUUUGGACAAAUCUACCCCUCAGUCCCUGGCCCCUUCUAAAAUAACGGUUCUGAGCUAAGGCAGCGUUGAAAGUGGUACAAUUGGCCACCACUGAACCGUUGUUUGAGGGGGUGGUGGAAACAGGGGACAAAAUCAGCCAUAAUUGACUAAUUCUGAAGAUACAUGUGUUCAGAGUUGCUAGUUUGAACUGAGCCACACUAUUCCUUGUACUCAACAGCUUGAUAAGAGGGUCUGGUAAUGAAGGACUGCUGCAGUAAAAUGAACUGCUGGCAGUUAUGUAAACUCAGAUGAGGGAAAGCAAACAGUGAGGGAAGAUGUAUAAGGGAAUCAAAUCCUGUGGACUUCUCACCUGGAACACCUCUUCGUCCUGUACAAGGUCGUUUUGUAUUAUUAUCUUAAAUCAUGUUUUAACAUUAGGCCAGGUUGUACCAUUGACCCAGUCAGAUUCUUUGAAAGUAUGACCUGCAGUUGAAAUAGUUCUGUGGCUAUUACCAUUUUCUGUUUGUGUGGAAAUACUUUAAUGUGGCUGGGGCCAAUUUGUAAAACUGAAAAUAGCUGAUGCCAAUGAAGGAUCUUUGCUUACGUUUCUGAUUGACAAUUGCUUUUCCUGGUUUCGAGAUUUGCAAAGAAUAGUCACUGUUAGCAGCAUCCAGUAUAUCCAGCAACUGAAAAGAAAUCUGAGUCUUUUUUUUGCUAAGUAACAUUUUGUACCAAAAUUAUU
Rhincodon typus (whale shark) is the source of this 8222-nucleotide messenger RNA. RefSeq names its product cadherin-6-like. The transcript has 12 exons. Bases 313 to 2694 code for a protein of 793 amino acids. NCBI's taxonomy places the organism in Eukaryota, Metazoa, Chordata, Chondrichthyes, Orectolobiformes, Rhincodontidae. The record is from RefSeq and is a predicted model, not a curated record. Gene Ontology annotation, molecular function: calcium ion binding; cadherin binding. Gene Ontology annotation, cellular component: adherens junction; catenin complex; plasma membrane. Gene Ontology annotation, biological process: homophilic cell-cell adhesion; adherens junction organization; cell-cell junction assembly.